AUGGAGCAUUCUGCAAUGGUAAGCAGCACCCCAAACCUGCCAUAUGCCCACCGACAGUUCCUUCUGCGGGAGAGCGACAUAGGGCAGAACCGAGCCGAGGCAUCCCGGCAGGCCCUGGCCGAGCUGAACCCCCGCGUAGCAGUGGUGGCUUACACCGGGGAGCUGUCGGAGGCCUUCCUCACCUCCUUCCAGCAGAGCCCAUGCACAGCGCAUGCACACGUGGUGGUGCUGACCGAGUCCUCGCUGGAAGAGCAGAUCCGCAUUGGGGACUUCUGCCAUGCCCAGGGCAUCUGCUUCAUCGUGGCUGAUGCUAAGGGGCUGGCAGGGCAGCUGUUCUGCGACUUCGGGGAGCGCUUCAUCGUUGAUGACCCAGCAGAAGGGGAUCCGGUAUGUGCUGCCGUGAAGCACAUCUCCAAGGGCAACCCGGGCAUAGUGACAUGCACGGGGAUGGAGGGCAGCCGUGGCCACCUCUUCAGCGACGGUGACCUGGUGACGUUUUCUGGUGUGGAGGGGAUGACGGAGCUGAAUGGCCAGGAGCCUGCUCCCGUGCGUGUGAUGGAUGCUUUCAGGCUGAAGAUCGGCGACACCAGCUCCUUCUCACACUACCGCUGCAGGGGCCUGGUUUCGCAGGUGCGGCUGCCCCAAGUGCACUUUCACAAGCCCCUGUCCCAGGCACUGGCAGAGCCCAAGAUCCAAGUGGCAAAUCCUGAGGAGCUGCCGCGCAGCCGCAGCCUGCAUGCUGCCUUCCAGGCACUGCACACUUUCCGUGAGGAGAAGGGUUGCCUGCCCCAGCCAAGGGCACUGGCAGAUGCUGAGCGGGUGCUGGAGCUGGCGCAGAGCCUGGCAGUGCAGCCAGGUUCCCUGGACGAGGACAUCGUGCGAGCCUUUGCCAGCGUCAGUGCAGGGGAUCUGUGCCCUGUGGCUGCUGUCAUUGGGGCCAUGGCAGCCCAGGAGGCCCUGAAGGUGAGCAGGAUGGGGUUCCCGGGCCCUGGGGUCCUACUGAGGGGCUCUCGCUAUGAUGGGCAGAUCGCCGUCUUCGGGGCCACCUUCCAGGAGCUGCUGAGCCGCCAGAAGUACUUGGUGGUGGGAGCUGGUGCCAUUGGCUGUGAGCUGCUCAAAAACUUUGCCAUGAUGGGGCUGGCGGCCGGGCCAGAAGGGAAUCUCACUGUCACCGACAUGGACAAGCCAAAGUCGGUGGUGGCUGCAGCGGCUGUACGGCGCAUGAACCCUGAUGUCAGGGUGACAGCUCAUCAGAACCAGGUGGGACCUGCCACUGAGAUGCUCUACGGGGAUGACUUCUUCCGGCACCUGGAUGGUGUUGUCAGUGCCCUGGACACGCUGAAGGCCCGUGCCUACUUGGAGAGCUGCUGCUUCCGCUACCUCACACCGCUCCUGGACUCGGGUACGGAGGGACCACGGGGGAACGUACUGGCCAUGGUGCCCCACCUGACCAAACUGCUGGGGCCGGCUGCUGCCCCUGAGGAUGACACCUUCCCCCUCUGCACCCUGCGGUACUUC
This is a messenger RNA of Nestor notabilis (Kea), 1518 nucleotides long. Its product is annotated as ubiquitin-like modifier-activating enzyme 1. The transcript is spliced from 10 exons. The record is from RefSeq and is a predicted model, not a curated record. The annotation marks the transcript as partial. Gene Ontology annotation, cellular component: nucleus; cytoplasm. Gene Ontology annotation, biological process: ubiquitin-dependent protein catabolic process; DNA damage response; protein ubiquitination. Gene Ontology annotation, molecular function: ubiquitin activating enzyme activity. NCBI's taxonomy places the organism in Eukaryota, Metazoa, Chordata, Aves, Psittaciformes, Psittacidae.